Messenger RNA from Mycotypha africana, 810 nucleotides. RefSeq names its product P-loop containing nucleoside triphosphate hydrolase protein. Bases 1 to 810 code for a protein of 269 amino acids. Gene Ontology annotation, molecular function: ATP hydrolysis activity; ATP binding. Gene Ontology annotation, cellular component: cytoplasm. The transcript has 4 exons. Lineage: Eukaryota; Fungi; Mucoromycota; Mucoromycetes; Mucorales; Mycotyphaceae. The record is from RefSeq and is a predicted model, not a curated record.
AUGCGUAUAAUUAAGAGCAUUUCAGAAGUGACUUAUGGUUUUGUGCCAACCGACCUCCAAAGCUUAACUUCAAAGGCAGCUUUUUCGUUCAUUAAAGAAUCCACCACAAACAUUACCGACAGACACUUCAAGCAAGCUUUAAUAAACACCAAACCUUCCAAUAUUAACGAAUAUUCCAGCAAAAUACCAGACAUAACUUUUAAAGACAUUUACGGCAUAGACAAUGUCCUCCAAGAGGUCAAAACUUCUGUCAUAGAGCCUUUCCGUUCACCAGAAAAGUAUAUCAAGCUCGGGAUAUCACCUCCGAAGGGUAUUCUCGUGCACGGGCCUACAGGUGUGGGGAAGACCAUGUUAUGCUCAGCCUUGGCGGCAGAAGCUGGCGUCAAUUUCAUGUUGGUCGAGAGUACUCAAGUGAGAUCAAAGAUAGUGGGCGAGUCGGAAAAAGCGAUCAGUCGACUAUUUAGUCAAGCGCGAGCCAAUGCACCCUGUAUACUGUUUAUUGAUCAAAUCGAUAUCUUACUACCUAAAAGAGGAACAAGCCAUUCUUCAGAAAAUACCAGCGAUAGAAUUGUUACCGGUUUUUUGACGGAUGUCUUGGUUGUUGCUGCCACCAAUAGAAUAGAAGUGAUGGAUCCUGCUGUGCUGAGACCCGGUCGAUUUGAUGAGCACAUCUAUAUAUCAGUGCCCAAUGAGGCGCAACGAAGAGAUAUCAUUAAUGGUAUAAGUUCUAAAAUGCCAAUCGUGUUAGAUCACCAGCAAUUAAAUGAAAUUGUGCAAAAGACAGAAAAUUGGUCAGGUAAGAAAUAUUAA